Messenger RNA from Syngnathoides biaculeatus (alligator pipefish), 1442 nucleotides. Its product is annotated as transcription factor HES-1-like. The record is from RefSeq and is a predicted model, not a curated record. Gene Ontology annotation, molecular function: DNA-binding transcription factor activity, RNA polymerase II-specific; protein dimerization activity; RNA polymerase II cis-regulatory region sequence-specific DNA binding. Bases 149 to 856 code for a protein of 235 amino acids. The transcript is spliced from 4 exons. Gene Ontology annotation, biological process: regulation of transcription by RNA polymerase II; regulation of neurogenesis; anterior/posterior pattern specification. Lineage: Eukaryota; Metazoa; Chordata; Actinopteri; Syngnathiformes; Syngnathidae. Gene Ontology annotation, cellular component: nucleus.
GUGUUGACGUUGUGUCAGCGACGGACAGACGUUUGUCAUCGUCAAACCGCUCGGAGCUUUGCCAGGGGAAGGCGGGACCCGAUUUUCACUUUUUUUUUUCCUUCCUUCCCUUUCCUCUCUUGAGUGGAAGGAAGGAGUACGCGUGAAGAUGCCGGCUAGUGCUUUGGAACGAACAACUUCAUCCGCGCCGAGUGGGGCUUCCGCUGUGGGAAAUUCGCCAAGUCAGAUAACCAGCAGAAAGUCUUCCAAACCAAUUAUGGAAAAGCGGAGACGUGCGCGAAUCAACGAAAGUUUGGGUCACCUGAAGACUCUCAUCUUGGAUGCGCUGAAGAAAGAUAGCUCCAGACACUCCAAAUUAGAGAAGGCGGAUAUCCUUGAGAUGACUGUGAAGCACCUCAGGAACAUGCAACGACUUCAGAUGACAGCCGCCAUGAGCACAGAUCCGUCCGUCCUGGUUAAAUACCGGGCCGGUUUCAGCGAGUGCGUCGGCGAGGUCACCCGUUACCUGUCCACGUGCGAGGAAGUCAACGCCGAGGCGAGGACCGGCCUGCUCAGCCACCUGGCGGCCCGCGUCUCCCAGAUGAACGACGUCGGUUUCUACACACCUCACUCCGGCCCGCGCCGACAAAGCGGAAUUCCCGCCGCUCGGGUUCCUUGCAAAAGCGUCUCACAGAUGGAACACCCUGCGGACGCCGCCAAGCUCCGCGGCGGCUACCAGGUGGUGCCGACCCCCGAUGGACAUUUUGCCUUUCUUGUUCCCAGUGCAGCUCUCGCCCCUCUGAGCGCACAGAGCAGCCAUUACGUGUCUCCCGGUGCACCCCCGCCCACCUCAGACUCUGUGUGGAGACCCUGGUAGGGUCGGAACACAAAACUGGACUAUCACACAACUCGACUUGAUUUUUAUACUUUUUUGUAAAGGUACCUGAGAGUUUACAUGUUUUUGGCUUUCUGAAGGAAAGUUUACAGACUCGGUGUGAUACGAUCUACUUUAGCGUUUCCCAACAUUUUUCUCGAAAAUUCUAACAGCACCAAACAAAAAUGUCACCAAAAUUAUUUGCAUGCUAAACGAAUGUGCUUGUCCCAAUCUGCACGCAAAUGAACCUAAAAUCGGAGCUUGCUGAAUUGAACACAAAGCUGUUAUUCUGUUGGUUGAAGGGCGACUGGUUGAUUUACAGCUUAGUCCCACUUUCUGCCAUCUCGUGGGAGAACAUAUUAUGGUCUGUCUGUCAUGCUUCAUUGCCGGCUUAAAUUAUACAGAUGAGCAAAGAUACAUUUGUCAGAAAAAGUUACAAUUUUCAGACCAAUUAAGUGCAACGUGCCCAGUGGUUGGGAAUCACUGAUCUUUAUUGUAUCCCAACAAUUUGUAAGCCUCGUGAGGCAAACACAUUUGUUGAAGCACUCCAUUUUAUAAGCUAAAUAAUAAAACAUUUCUAUGUUGUCUA